AUGAGUGAAUCUAUGGCUCUGCAUAUGCUGGCGACAGUGGGCGUAACUCAUCAAGCUGAAUUGCAGCACAGAGCAGGGGGGAACAUUCUAAUGGAAGCUAUGAAGGAGAAGCUGGUGACUAUCUGGUUGCGCAAACGGACGUCCAUCCCCAAAGUUUUGAACUUGUUAAAGAUAUCCGACAUCCCGAGCCCUGGCCAGAAAGAGGUAGAGAUGGACACUUUUCGAAAAUACGUAUCAGCAGUUAACAUGGAGUUUAACACCAGCGUGGACGCGGACGAGUAUUUGCACAAGAGGUUCAAGUCUGCACAAGCACAUCAAGAACGAUGUCCAAAGCGCCAAAGGAUCGACGGACCUUCCAUUUGGCGAUAG
This is a messenger RNA of Peronospora matthiolae, 369 nucleotides long. NCBI's taxonomy places the organism in Eukaryota, Oomycota, Peronosporomycetes, Peronosporales, Peronosporaceae. The record is from the annotation of a GenBank genome assembly.